CUGUAUUACCACGUAAUACACCGGCCAUAAGACUCAGUAAGUUCUCACGAGUCGUGGAUUAUACACAUCAUCUCGGCGGUUUUACAAAAAAACGACUGUCAAUUCAUCAAAAACGGAGGGACUAUUUUUACACGAAUCGAAAAAUGGCAGAGCAAAUACCGAGUCCAACGAAAGAUGGUCCCCAAUUGGAAGUAUUGAAUCGAGUGAAGAACAUUCCAGUGGUCAGUACAGCAAUUGAAAAAACUGGUUCGACGUAUUCGUACGUCAAGGGCUCUCAUCAUCUCGUGAAUUGGGCAUUGAAUCAAGCUGAAGCGGGUAUAAACUAUGCUGCUGCCACUGCAGCGCCAAUAGCAGCACCAAUUGCUAAGAAAUUUGAAGGGCAAAUUAACAGCGUUGAUCAAAAAUUGUGCCAGGGACUGGACAUCGUCGAGCAAAAAGUGCCGAUGGUCAAACAACCACCCAAAGAAAUUUACGAUGCGGCAAGGAACGUAAUGAGCACUUCUCUCCAGCCUACAAUUGAAAAAAUCACGGCCGUUAAAGAAUCAGCGACUCACCAAGCAUCCACUGUUAAAGAAAUCAGUAUCAACAAAGCCAAUGAAAUUCUUAACACUCACUACGGCGCACUUGCAGUUCAAAGUGUUGAUAACACAAGCGCACUUGUCAACAGACUUUUAGAUCACUAUUUUCCACCGGUUGCCGCAGAAGAAGCUACACCAGCACCCGUGUCAGCUGAUGAAAAUAAAGUACUGCACACUGUGCAAACAAUCGGUCAAUUAUCGAGCAAAACUGCGAAUCGCGUGUAUCAUUCGGUCACUGCGCAACUGAGAACGGUAAAGAGAGAGGAUGUUGCUGCCUACAUGCAGAGUGUCGUUUCCAUCCUGCAUUUGACGAAUUUCCUGAAUGGAGGAAAGGGAGAAUGUACUCCUGAAUCACCCACAUCAUCUACCGAAGAGAAGAAAGACCCGCAGAAAAAAUGAAUGAUUACUGAAUCAGCGGGCCUGACCCGAUCAGCUUAGUUUUAGCUGAUCGUCAAUAUUAAGAUAAAUUUUAUCACUCUGAUAAACACUGUACUGACAAAAUGUUCAUAAAAUUGACAAUGGUUAAUUGAUAAUCAAUUUUUCGAUAUCUAUGUUUGUAUUUUAUGUAAAUCUUCCGCACAUGUGCAUUAAAAUUAUUUUUCUGUACCAAUCA
Messenger RNA from Fopius arisanus, 1191 nucleotides. Its product is annotated as lipid storage droplets surface-binding protein 2. Bases 144 to 977 code for a protein of 277 amino acids. The record is from RefSeq and is a predicted model, not a curated record. NCBI's taxonomy places the organism in Eukaryota, Metazoa, Arthropoda, Insecta, Hymenoptera, Braconidae. Gene Ontology annotation, cellular component: cytosol; lipid droplet. Gene Ontology annotation, biological process: lipid storage; positive regulation of triglyceride storage. The transcript is spliced from 4 exons.